CCACGUCUGCGGUAGUUCCAUGUGGUUCAUGUCUGACAAUGGAACCCACAUAGAUACAGACGCCGAUUGGCUGCCAACUCUAGUGUGUACGAAUGGAGAGGUGAGUCGCCUUAAUUAUUCUUCGGCCAGCUGGAAUGUAGUUAUCGGUCAACAAGAUCUUCCCCUGGACGGGGAGGUCUGGUGGUACACUAAACCGACCCACUGCAGCGAGGAUCCCAUAUAUUCUCAGUUUGUUGACGGGUCACAAGCCGCUGGUUCUUUGUCUAAGCUGAUGACACUUGCCAAGAUGUCAGAACUGAGGGCCAACAUGAGGGACAGAGGCUACUCCUUUGUCUUGCAGAAUCAAAAGAUUUACAACAACGAACUGUUAUCCGCCCAAAGCAUUAAUCACAUAAGUCUGCGCUACACUCAAGAAUCUGUCAAGUUCAAUGAUGACCCCUACUACUCGUGGCUUGCUGUGUGGUCAACCAAUGGACGCAGAGAUGUGUCCAGGUGGUUCUUGGAGAACACAACCUUGCACAGACACAACAACGACUUCGUAUCCUUGGAUUGGUAUGGGGAUGAAUGCUGGCGGAAAGUGUUUUCAGCGGACAACUUUGGCUUCGCUGUCUAUGGGUCUUUGAAUGAACUGAUUCAAAUGAUCAAACUGGGCCACAGAGUGAGAAUGCACUUUGACGGAGUCACACUCAAAGCUAAUGGCAUCCGUGUAGUGGAUGGUCUGGUGGUUGCUCAGACUAUCGAAGAGUACGCUAGAAGAGGAACAUACCCAAACUACGACGCUCCUUUCUUUGACAACAAAGCUAAAGCAGUGUACAGACUGGUACACUCAACAGGAAUGGUGAAAACAUACAUGUACACCAUUGACGACUUCAAACUGGCUGGGAUGUCCCAGACAAAGUACGCGAUUGAUUGGCUGGUUGACACACGUCCUUGGAGAAAGAUUCUCCGUACUGACGCUCUUGGUGUAUCUACCGAUGGCAGUCCUCGCGACCUGGAGGAUGCCGUGUACCUGGGAUCUAGUGUGAGGCUGAACAUUGAGCAGGAUGAGCUUGCUGGGCAGUUCUUCACGGAAGCUGAUAAUGUCCGCGUUAGUUUCUUCACCAACGAGGUUUACGCCCAGGCCCUGAAACAUGUCAGCGAUGAGAAAGUUCAGUCUGUAGACGAGUACAGCCUACAGAAUGAUGUCUUCAGGUGGGCUCUGAUGGUCAGUUCCGGAGGCGUGGUUGCCAUGAACGCCAGACGUUUAGCUUCCAAGGCCCAUUUGUAUGACGCAGUGUCUCCUGCUACGAACGUCACCUGGUUUGUUAAUCGAUGA
Candidula unifasciata is the source of this 1315-nucleotide messenger RNA. The record is from the annotation of a GenBank genome assembly. NCBI's taxonomy places the organism in Eukaryota, Metazoa, Mollusca, Gastropoda, Stylommatophora, Geomitridae.